GGCAUGUAAUGGCAGCUUAUAAUUAUUAUAAUCGCAACAGUUUCCUUUUGUUGUUUUGGCCCUAUCUGUAAUUGUUAUCAGUUCACCACUUUCAAGAAACUCCAGCUUGUUGUGGUUUCACACAGCCACGAGCACUGGAGCAGCCCGUGUGUAUGUGGUCGCUUGUGUUUCUCUCCCUCGCCUUUUUAUAGCCUAACUGCAGGACUAAAGCGAGUGGCUCGUCUUUAAUCAGAGACUGGAGAGGCGGGCCGAGGUGCUGACUGUAAUGCGAUAGCUGCGCCCGCGCUACACUCAGCGCUCAAACGCGGAGACGCACAGUGCCAAAGGAGCUGCGCGCAGGAUCUCUAUCAGAAUACUUGAAUUACGGAUUCGCUUCGCGGAAGAUCUGAACCCAACUGUCUUUUCCUGACAGGUUUGCGCCACCGGUGGCGUUUUCCGUGCGAGACAGAGGGGUGUGCGGUUGGAUUGCGAAGGAAGAGCACGGGAAACGUUUCGUGUCACUUGGAUUGAAGGCGAGCGAAGCCGCGCUCACUCACUCACUCACUGCUCGAGGAAAUCAAGCCAGUCCCGCAGCUCUCUGAAAUAUGUUUUCUGUCUGAACUUUUCCGUAUAAAAGAAAGUUGUUUUAUUUUGUUGCCCUGGCUCAUUUAGGAUCUGACGGAGAGGAUGUUUCGGAGAUGUUAAACAUCCACGUCUGGAUUGAAUUUACACAUCAUAGAUUUUGAAGCGUGUCUAGAAAGCAGGCGUGUCGCCAAACACAAGAAAUUGUUAUCAGACUGAAUACACGAGCUGAUCUCAGUGGAUACAUUUGAGGACGAGAACAGUUUUUUAAAGGACAUCAGAACAACUUCGAGCUCUCAGCAUUUGAUCUUCUCGCGCUGGGUGAACAUUCACCCAGGAAAGAUGGAUUUAUUCACAAAGCUCUGUGGAUCAUUAUUUGUCUUGUGUUUAUCGGCAGUAGUUUACGGAGCAGAUGAGCCAUGUGGUGGGCACUUGGAUGCCAGUGACGCCGGGUACAUAACCUCACCCGGUUACCCUCUGGAGUACCCACCCCUUCAGAUCUGCAGAUGGGUCAUCACAGUGCCCGAAUCGUCCCAACGAAUCGUCCUAAACUUCAAUCCUCAUUUUGAACUGGAGAAACUCGACUGCAGGUACGAUUUCAUCGAGAUCCGGGAUGGGAACUCGGAGAGCGCUGAUCUGUUGGGGAGACACUGCAGCAACAUCGCGCCCCCUGCUAUCAUCUCCUCGGGCCCUGUUUUGCACAUCAAAUUUGUCUCUGACUAUGCCCACCAGGGGGCAGGCUUCUCGCUGCGCUAUGAAAUCUAUAAGACAGGUUCUGACUGUUCCAGAAACUUCACCAGCCCGUCAGGGGUGAUAGAGUCGCCAGGCUUUCCAGACAAAUACCCCCACAAUCUGGAAUGCACCUUCAUCAUCGUCGUUCCUCCUCACAUGGACGUCACGCUCACCUUUCUUACCUUCGACCUGGAAAACGACCCCUUGCAGGGCUCGGAGAGCGAGUGCAAGUACGAUUGGCUGGAGGUGUGGGACGGCCUACCACAGGUGGGACCUCUGAUUGGACGCCAUUGUGGCACCAAAAUCCCAGCUGAAAUACAGUCGUCCACGGGCAUCCUGUCUCUGUCCUUUCAUACGGACAUGGCCGUAGCCAAAGAUGGCUUCUCUGCCCGAUACAACAUGACAGUGAAGGAAGUCAAUGACAAUUUUCACUGCAGCAAUCCUCAUGGCAUGGAAUCAGGCAAGAUCAGCGAUGACCAGAUCUCCGCAUCGUCCACCUUCUAUGAUGGCCGCUGGUCUCCGAAGCAAGCUCGCCUUAACUUUGAUGACAAUGCAUGGACGCCCAAUGAGGACAGCAACAAAGAAUACAUCCAGGUGGACCUGCAAUUCCUGAAGGUCCUGACGGGCAUUGCCACCCAGGGAGCGGUCUCCAAGGAAACCCACAAAUCGUACUUUGUCACCACCUUUAAAUUGGAGGUCAGCACCAAUGGAGAGGACUGGAUGAUCUACCGCUAUGGCAAGAACCACAAGGUUUUUCAUGCUAAUGUGGACCCCUCAGAGGUGGUCCUGAACCGGAUCAUCCAGCCUGUCCUAGCUCGGUUUGUCCGCAUCCGACCACAGACAUGGAAGAAUGGAAUCGCUUUGCGGUUCGAACUUUAUGGCUGUCAAAUCACGGAUGCUCCAUGCUCAGAGAUGCAGGGAAUGCUCUCUGGACUUCUGCAGGACUCCCAGAUCUCAGCUUCCUCCAUGAGGGACAUCCACGGGGCCACAGGUGCCGCCCGACUGGUUGCCAGCCGUUCUGGGUGGUUCCCCAGUCCCACGCAGCCCGUGGCCGGGGAGGAAUGGCUGCAGGUAGACCUGGGAGUCCCCAAAACUGUACGGGGUAUCAUCACGCAAGGGGCCCGUGGAGUGGACGGCAGUUCCAGCGCUGAGAACCGGGCCUUCGUGCGGAAGUAUAAACUGUCUCAUAGCUUGAAUGGAAAAGACUGGAGUUACAUCAUGGAUCCUAAGACCAGUUUGCAAAAGAUUUUUGAGGGAAACACGCACUACGACACCCCGGAGAUCCGGCGCUUCGAGGAGAUUGCGGCCCAGUUUAUCCGGGUCUAUCCGGAGAGGUGGUCCCCCGCUGGAAUCGGAAUGAGACUGGAGAUACUGGGUUGUGACUUGCCAGAAUCUACAACCGUUCCUGCCACUGCCACGCCCACUCUGUUGCUUCAGGAGGAGACGAGUACCGCCCACCGAACGGCAGCUCCGACCUCUUUCUCAUCUCUUGGCGGCCUGUGCGACUUUGAAAAAAGCAUGUGUGGAUGGACCCACGACUCCAUGUCUGAUCUGAAAUGGUCUCACUACAGUUCCUCUAGUCCUAACUUCGACCAGACACUUGGAUCUGACAACUUUGGUGACUUCCUGUACGUGGAGGCGGGUCAUAAAACGGAGCCGCAGCGCGCCCGGUUAGUGAGUCCGGUGGUCGGACCCGAACGCCGGCCCGUCUGCCUGCUUUUCUACUACCAGCUGCAGGGAGAGAGUCAGGACAGUCUGCGUGUGUUGCUCAGAGACGAUGAACAGGAAGAGGCGCUGCUCUGGAUGCUAAAAGGAGACCAGGGACCCAUGUGGAGGGAGGGCCGCACCAUCCUGCCUCAGUCCCCUAAAGAAUAUCAGGUUGUCUUCGAGGGUUUCUUCGAUCGCGGCAGUCGGGGGCACAUCUGGGUCGACAACAUUCAUAUGAGCACCAGCACAGAGCUUGAGCAGUGCACACAACCCUUCUCAGCGUUCCCUCCUGAUAUGACUGGGGAAGCCUUACCUGGCUGGAGUGACCCCACGGUUGACACCACCGUGUCCCUGCAGCCCAUGCCCACCUACUGGUAUUACGUAAUAGCCGGAGGUGGCGCUCUUUUCCUCCUGGGCUGCGUGGCGUUGGUCAUGGUGCUGUGUUGCCAUCGCUACCACCUGGCGGCCAAGAAGAGCCAGCCCUCGGUGUCCUACAAGAGCACGUACACAGGACAGUACGUGGGGAACGGCACCGGGGCGGUCGCCGGAUCCGGGGUGGAGCCCAUGUUAACUAUAAGGCUUGAGAAGGAGGAGCCUAGUUCACAGUGCUGAACGCCGACGUGUUUGCUAAUGAAGUUUGUAAUAUCCAGACACCUUAAAGACUCGGAUCAGCUCUGGAUGUCGUUUGUGGUGAUGCUAAACGAGAUAACCGGGGAUGCGAGAAGGACGUACAUAAGCACCAGAGUUGUAAAGUUUUGGGUUUCUUUAGGAUUCUUUUGUGGCGCUGUGAGAGAGGAGCCAAAAUCCUGACUGGCAGGCACUCCCCGCUUCUCCUUCUCUCUUUUUCGCUGUGGAGAAAGCUCUAAUCUCCUGUUCAGGACCAAUCCGAUUGUACAGUCAAGAGAACUCGGUGCCAAAUUGUGAGGAGAGCUUGAGACAAGAGCAAAGCAACGGGUCUGAGGAAAAACAGGAAACUCGCAUGUGUACUGGAUCUCACGUGCACUCCAGGCUUGACGUGUGACAGGAAUAUUCAAAGCAUGAGUGUCAAAAAAACGUUACUGUGGGACACGUGUCACAAAUCCUCCGUUCUUGCUGGCGGAACCAGAUUGUCUCUGUGUUUUAACAUAAUACUGUAUGUGUGGAUGGGUUGGGUAAUAUACAGAAUUGUUUAAUCCGUGUACAAAGUGCCCUCCUAUGAGGACUGGUCUUUUUUUCUUUACUUUGAGAGCUUUAGAUCAGUAAGAGACCUUUAGAGCAACGGAUUCGAUCUUUAUUCUUCAGGCGGAUGUUUGAACGACCUGUUUGAUCUCCUCCUCGCCAUUAAAUGAACCGACGGAAGCUUCUUAAAAGCAUUUUGAAUGCCGCCGAGGAUUCAUUUGAAUGUCCGUCAAUAUGUCUAUGUAUAAACUUUUCGGAAGGUCAUCGGAGAUAUGUACAGAAUGUUUUUUGCAUAUAUGCAAAGGUCACAUGACCCUGCCUUAGCCAGCCUACUCUUCUGAUUGGCUAACUUACAAAACAUUGGCCUUAAGACGCUUUCGUGGGCUAGCCGAUUACUGUUCACAUUUAUUAUUUAAUAUGAAAUGAAUUCAUUGAGUGGAGAUUAAUACCGCCGCACAUGCAGUUAACUGAUGCACUGACUUCGCUUUAUUUUUAUAGUCGACUCUAAAACAUUUAAGCAGUGUGUGUGUGCGCUAGCGUGUUGUUCCCGCAGAGAUUUCGAUUACACACACAGUCUUUUAAGAGAGAAAGGAAAUCUUUGUAUAUGUGCCAAAUGUCAUACGGUGCUAAAGCACUUGGCUGGAUGAUUUUGCUGCAGGGAUCUAGUCGAGCUGGCACGUUGGCCCUAUACCUCCACACUCCACAUUUACAGCUGCAGCUCAUUUCUCUGUCCACCUCCUUAUAGCCUCAAAAAUUAUACCUGCUGAUGUCUUACUGAAUUCAUAACCGACACUUUAUGAUUCGAUUUUGGGGGGGUUUGACAUUUUAUUGAUAGGGACAUUUGGAGAGUAGGCGGGGGGGACUCACACCUCCGUAAAGAGCAUUUGGACACUUAGUUCACACUUAAAAAUGUUAAAAGAUCAUUGCAUUGUAUGACAAAGACAUCUUAUUAAAAAUAUAGCACAAAUGCGCAUUAUUUUUCAAGCAGAACAUUUCAUGUAAUAUGUUACGUUUUAAAUAAAAUACAACGAACUAGAGUUGCUUUAAAGUAGAAAAAGGCAAGUAAAGUGAAGUUAAUUCUGAGAAAAGGUUUGCAGAUUCCACAUUUUAUAUUUUCUAUAUAAUGCCAUGACAUUAUGACUUUUAAGAUUUUUAAAUGAGGCUAGAGUGUACAACAAUGUCCAAAUACACUGUAAGAAUCCACCUUUUACAACCAAAAACUUGAGUUUAAAAGUAUUGAAAUUGGCUUUACUGUACAUAUCAAUUGAAUUGAAAUGAUAAUAAACUAGGGCUGUCAAACAAUUAAUCGCAUCCAAAAUAAAAGUUUGUGUUAACAUUAUAUAUGUAUGUGUACUUUGCAUAUUCAUUUUCUAUUUAUAAACAAAUACAUGCAUAUUUGCAUAUAUUUAAGAAUAUUUGUAUAUAUAAUUUAAAUCAUUGGUACAUCUAAAUAAAUACAUGUAAAUAUUUCCUAAAUAUGCAUACAUGUAUGUAUUUGUAAUUGCAUAAUUAAUAUAAACAGUACACAGGAAAAACUGUAUAUUGAAACUUUUACUCUGGAUGCGAUUUAUCGUUUGACUACUUUUUAACUGACUUCACAAUUUUAACUUCAUUUUAUAACUAGGUUUAAUAUCAUUUAAAUUCAAGUAACCUGGAAAGCCAAUCGGAUUUAACUUAUAUAUUUAAUACAGCUUUUGAACUAAAGUUUUUUUUCCAAUAUAUAAGCAUGUGCACUAGUCACCAGGCCAUCUAUAACUGAAUGUGUACAUGAAGGAAUUCUUGCAAAAAAAGUUUUUUGCUUGUAUCUAUAUUAUUUGCAUAUGACAAUCUUGCUGCACACCGUAUUUUUUGUCUCAAAUGUUAUUUAUAAAAAUGUCUAUAAAAUAUUCUUUUAAAAUGUUCUUCAAAACACCUUCCCUGCAUACUAAUUCAAAGUCUGACUCUGAGUAUUAGAUCCAUCUCUUUCAUGUCUUGAAAAACGCAGCGACGUACCUUUGAACAGAAAAACAUGCUACGGUCUAAGAUGUACAAUGUUCUCUUCUUUACUAAACAAACACAAAAUAGGCACCAUCAGACCUCCGGGUGGAAAUUCCCCCGACCAAACAUAUUUUCCUUUUUACACAUAAAGAGUGUGAAGCUCCAUCCAUUACCGAAAGCAUCUGCCGGGCGUGCUCGCGUCAGAUUUUGGCUCCAUCCAAAGCGAGCGAGAUGAAAGAAGAAAGUAAAUCCUGAUAUCUUGUUUUGUCCUCCAUCUGGCAAUAGGUGAAAAUAAUCCCCCAUCAUGGACAGCCUGCUCCUUUCUCGCCCAUUUAUCUGCUCUUCACGAAAGAAUGUGUGGGGAGAUGGAAGGCGAGAUCAAAGGAAAGCCCUCUCUAAAUAUAAACCUUCUCCGCAAUAUCUAGGGUCUGAAGGGGUUUGUUUGAAUCACAAAAGCACAUGAAAGAUCCCACAGACAGCCAGAGAGACCACCUGACCUGGCAGGCCUGUAGCGGAGCAUUGUCUCCUCGCAUCCCACAUAAUCCUCAAUACAAUAAAGUGUGUUCAGGAAUCACGGGACAGCAUGCGACAGCUUUUAAUGUGAAAUCUAAAAGACACAUCAAAUAUACAGUUAUCUGAACGUUUUUUAGGAUUUGAGUCACGUGAUUUUCAUUAUGUCAUGAAUCGUCCUCUUCUUUAAUGCAGAAUUUGAGGAUACGCAGCAGAUUUCUGAGUUCUUACAGCUGAAUGUGUAGUUGUCUUGUUUCGUCUUGAGCAUUUUGUCCUCUUUGACGUCUCACAUUGAGCUAGAUACAUUUUACUGAUCAGUCUGGUGGUUCAUUAUAUGCGUAUGAUUAAUGUACAAAUUUAUCUUUAACUAAGACUCAUUUUUUAUCAUUUGAUUCAUCACUGUUCUCAGUGCUUUUCAUCACAUUUUAAGCUGAGUUGCUAAUAUUUCUAAUUUACGGAAGCCCGUAACAGCAAUGUAAUUCUUUUUAGUGAAGACAUUUUUUUCCUUACACUCUCCUCCUGUAGCGUAUAUUGUAAAACUUUGCUGUAGGUCUGCAGCAGGUUUGCCAGGAACUUACUGUAGAUUUAAUUUACAGUUUUUUUAAAACAUAAAUUUACCUAGUUCUUAUAUUUUCAAUCAUAAAACAAGACUAAAUAUCUCAGGUCACUUUUCUUGUUAUGUAAAUGUAUCGUCAUUUAUAAAGUUUGAAAUAUUUUUACUAGAAAACAAAACAAAAGUGCUUAGUAAGAAUAUCAUUUUUUGCAGUGUAAUGCCAGUAUUGAGACCAGUCUCUUCCUCUCUCAUUUUGAACAUCAAAAGUCAAAGUGUUUAGGUCUAGACUGUAGCCUAAUUGUUUAAUUCUCUUCAAAAAUACUUUUUUGUCUUUUAAAAACUUUUUUUAAGAGAAAACAAAUUUUAAAUGAGCAAAAACAUUUUUGAAGGGUAAAAAACAAUUAGGCUAGACUACAGGAGGGGAAUGUACGACCAUUUCUUUCUUCACCGCUAUAUUUUUUUACAUUGCGUUUCAGGGCUUCUAUGCUAAUUAGCUAAUGCACCAGAUUCCAUUUCAUGAAGCCUGUCUUAAGCUUUCUCGCUGGGAGUCUUUGCUUUUGCUGUCCCUGAAAAAUAUUCAUUACUAAAAGUACUCUGAGGGAAGAAGAUCCCAUCUCUGGACUGUGAUACCUGCAUAAAACUUCUUUCACCCUUCUCGAGAGUCAGAGUAGGAAAAAUGCUACAGGUUGUAUAUUGUGUGCUUACACAUGAAGUCAGGAACGGGUUUGAAAUCCUUUGAAGAAUUACGUUUUAUUAUGUUGACAUCAUGCUUCAUUUGCAUCAGUAUGAUCGCUGAUGAUGUAAUGGUCGUGUGCACUUUUUGUGAAUUCAUGGCUUCACACCAUCAUGAAUAUGAGCUCUCUGUUUGAUUCACGAUGCAGCGUUUCAGAAUGUUUCAAUACAGUAUAAGGUAUAUUUUAGCUUGAAUUUCAUGGUCUUGGAAAUGUUGUAUGGAAUGUUACAAUAAAGUGAUAUUUUUCUACAACUAUAGUGAUUUGUGCUUUUUGAGCGAUGAAUGAUUUAACAUUUUAUCACAUCUACAGCUAUUUGUUCUCUGGUCAAAUGUUGUUUCUUCAUUUUGUAUUCACACAUUGCACUAUUGAUAUUAUUAGCUCUUGAGACAAAAAUGCACAAGGCUGUUCUUUUUGCAUUCUUUACAAUUCUGUUUAAUGCAACCUUCGACUCAUUUUGGGCUUUGUUU
Triplophysa dalaica is the source of this 8399-nucleotide messenger RNA. RefSeq names its product neuropilin 2b (gene nrp2b). Gene Ontology annotation, molecular function: semaphorin receptor activity; vascular endothelial growth factor receptor activity. Gene Ontology annotation, cellular component: membrane. The record is from RefSeq and is a predicted model, not a curated record. Lineage: Eukaryota; Metazoa; Chordata; Actinopteri; Cypriniformes; Nemacheilidae. The transcript has 16 exons. Gene Ontology annotation, biological process: axon guidance; vascular endothelial growth factor signaling pathway; angiogenesis. The coding region runs from base 904 to 3612 and encodes 902 amino acids.